CCCUCCUCUGUUGCAAAGCAUUUUGGGAGAGAGGCCUCUUUCUUUCCGGCUUCGAGUGCUGUCUGGUAAGUCAUAAUGGGUGCCUACAAGUAUAUCCAAGAACUAUGGAGAAAGAAGCAAUCUGAUGUGAUGCGUUUCCUUCUGCGUGUCCGUUGCUGGCAAUAUCGUCAGUUAUCGGCACUUCAUCGAGCUCCUCGUCCAACCAGACCAGACAAAGCCCGCAGGCUGGGAUAUAAAGCUAAGCAAGGUUAUGUCAUCUAUCGCAUCCGAGUUCGUCGUGGUGGUCGUAAACGUCCAGUUCCUAAGGGUGCUACUUAUGGAAAGCCUGUGCAUCAUGGUGUGAACCAGUUAAAAUUUGCCCGGAGUCUGCAAUCCGUAGCAGAAGAGCGUGCUGGCCGACACUGUGGAGCUCUGAGAGUGCUGAAUUCUUACUGGGUGGGUGAGGAUUCCACAUACAAAUUCUUCGAGGUCAUUCUGAUUGAUCCAUUCCACAAAGCAAUCAGGCGCAAUCCAGAUACCCAAUGGAUCACCAAACCAGUUCACAAACACAGAGAGAUGCGUGGGCUGACCUCUGCUGGCAGGAAGAGCCGUGGCCUUGGCAAGGGCCACAAGUUCCAUCACACUAUUGGUGGAUCACGCCGUGCUGCCUGGAGACGACAUAACACUUUGCAGCUUCAUCGUUAUCGCUGAUCCUUUUUAUUUUAAAUUUAUCAUAAUAAAAAGCCAUCCAGUGGUUUUACAUUUCC
Molecule: messenger RNA, 746 nt
Organism: Notechis scutatus (mainland tiger snake)
Lineage: Eukaryota; Metazoa; Chordata; Lepidosauria; Squamata; Elapidae
Source: RefSeq, a predicted model, not a curated record